Molecule: messenger RNA, 1485 nt
Organism: Eimeria maxima
Lineage: Eukaryota; Apicomplexa; Conoidasida; Eucoccidiorida; Eimeriidae
Exons: 1
Coding region: 1-1485 (494 amino acids)
Source: RefSeq, a predicted model, not a curated record
AUGAGCCAAUCCCUUCAAGGAGCACGCAAUGCCGUACAGCAUUUGGCAACACUGGCAAAAACCCAUGGUGAGGCAGUGGAGGCGUAUUGCUCCGAACAGCUCCACUUUACACACACCAGUGAACUGCGGAGUCACCUCUCGACCAGCAUUGAAGCAAAUUCUAUCAAGUUGGCUCUCGGGACGCUGCAAUCUGUGGAAAAUACCGCUUGGACUUUGCAGCCGGAGAACCAGGAACAUGUUCAGUUCUUGAAGUCUGCAGAAUUGGUAGACACGAGCAAUUUACGUCGUCUUACCCAAAUUUACGGACACGUUGCUGCCCUGAACUUCAAGAAGAAUAUCUUGGAACGUCUGGCUGCACUGGACAGGGCAAUUAAUGCCGAUAUUCUAGAAAUGCAUAAGGCUUGGUUGGUGUCCAAACUCCAGGCUGACCGCAUACCGCUCGAGGCUGAUGCAAAUUUAGUUAUCGGAAUUAACACGCUAUUGUCGGAGACUCGCCCAUCAUAUGGGUGGCAGCCGGCUUCUGGAAUAUCAAACGAAGAAAUACAAGGCGUGGCGGUAUUGUUUUCUCAGCAAUUUAAAGAAGUACACGCCAUGAGGUCUCCGCAGGACGUUGAGGGUGUUACAGCUGCGUACGAGCGAGCGAAUUCAUACAACCAAAAGCUCCAGUAUAUGUUGCCAGUGUUGAAAGAGAGGCUGCAUGCAGUUCUGCAGAGCCAGCCGUUGAGCAAGGAAGAAGCCGCCACUGCGUCUAAGAAAAUGGAGGGCAUUGCUGGAACUGGUCUCGAACAGGGAGAAGAACUCUUCAAGUUUUGCCAAACUGUUUAUGCAGAUAUUGGGGGCAAACCUGAAGAGGUUGCGCUUGAUGUUGGUGUUGGCAAAGCUCUUCUGAACAUUCUGGGAUCUAAGACCAAGUCCAGCAUUGAUGAUCAAGUAAAGGCUGUUCAAUGCCCUGAAGGUGACAUCGUCUGCUAUGUCAGAAAGUACUUCGCCACACCUGCGCGCGACCUUGAAUAUGUCACAAAGGAGUAUCUUGUGAGAUCGCACGUAAUUUUGGAAUCCACGAAGAAGCCAAAAAAGUACAAACUGGACAAAGACGUAUUUGGAUCCUCUGCACUGGACAAGAAAACCGACAUUAGGGUCGAAAUGGCGACGAACAAGAGGCUGGUAGCACUUUUGGGGCUGCGAUUCCGGUAUUACUCUAGACUAGCGGCGGAGAUCGAAGAAUAUGAGAAAAUAGUUACAAACGCAUUCUCAUUACCAUUCCGGAGAGCUACCAGCCCGUGGAAUCACCUUCAGGAACAAUUCGACACGGCAAAGGCAAAUAUCAGCAACUCUGCUUCCCACGAAGGGAUACCACAGAACUUUGGCAAGAUGCUGCAGAUAUCCUUGCGAAUACAAACUUGGGUGUUGGACGAUCGACUACGACUGUUUAACGAACCAGUCGAUUACCCCCCAAAUGAUGCUUACUCCGCUGAUCUUUAUUAA